Molecule: messenger RNA, 1347 nt
Organism: Anisakis simplex (herring worm)
Lineage: Eukaryota; Metazoa; Nematoda; Chromadorea; Rhabditida; Anisakidae
Source: the annotation of a GenBank genome assembly
AUGACUGCUGAAGAGUACACGUUACAAUACUUUCAUGGUGCUUUGCCGGAUGCGGAUGCUGAUAAACUGUUGGUGAACCGAGGCGACUUCCUGAUACAGUCACAGCUUGUGAACAGCAAACAACUGCGUUUCGAUGCGAAUUCAAACAACAAUAAUCAAAAUAAAGCCACAACCACAACAGCACCGAUGAAAACCGCUAUCGAGGAUCGUUUAAUUUUGGCCGUCCGGUGCGGUGCUCGAGUACGACGAUGGCAAAUUCAACGAUGCGCAGAGUCGGAUCACGGCGGUGGGGUGCGUUUGUUGGGCAAGCGAUUCGAUAGUAUCCAGCAAAUGGUCAACUAUUAUCAGCGACGUAACCUGGAGACGGCACGAGGCGAACUGAUACGGUUGCGACGAGCGAUUCCAAAGGGACGUCACUGUUUGACUCAUGCCGACAUACGAUUGAUCAAGAAGAUAGGCAGUGGUGCUUACGGUACGGUGUAUCGGGGAUUGUUGAUCAAAGAGAAUCGUGCAAUUGCCGUGAAGCGGAUUGGCCUGGAUAUGUGCGGCGGGGAUAUGGAGCGAUGCUUGAAGCGCUUGCUGAAGGAGGCAAGCGUUAUGCAGUUGUACGAUCAUCCGAAUAUUGUCAAAUUUUUCGGCUACGUUAUCGAUCGAGCCCCGUAUUUGUUGGCCAUGGAGCUGUGUACGGGUGGUUCGGUGGAGGAUAAGUUGCGCUAUGCUGCGCAGAAUAUCACGAUCGCUCGUCGUAUCGAUAUGUGCUGCCAGGCCAGUCGUGGUCUAUCGUAUUUGCACUCGAAGAACUGCAUUCAUCGCGAUCUGGCCACUCGAAACUGUUUGCUGGCCGGUGCAGUGUUGAAGUUGGCCGAUUUUGGGAUGUGCCGAGCGAAACCCGUCUAUAAGAUCGAUUUGUCGAAGCCACAAAACGUUCGGUGGCUGGCACCAGAGGUCUGGCGAACAGGUGAGACGUGUUUCGCGACAGACAUCUAUGCGUUUGGCAUAAUGCUGUGGGAGUUCUUCGAGAUACCGUACACAAUGCCGUACGCUAAUUGGAAGGCAAGUCUGGUGAAAGAGCGGGUGAUGAGUGGUUACCGUAUGCCAGCACCAAAAGCGAUGCCACCCAUCAUAGGUGUCGUUAUGCGACACUGUUGUGCACAAACGCAACGAGCCAGACCAACCGCUCAAGAGCUCAACAAACAACUGGAACGUAUCAACGCAAUACCGGUGAUUUUGAUCUAUCGAAUCAAAUCAAAAGAAUGGCCACAAGAACAUAUGACCAAAAAGUUUCGGCAAGAAACAAUAACCAAAACAAUUUCAACAACCACACAACGAAAACGUUCUGUUGAAUGA